Molecule: messenger RNA, 2857 nt
Organism: Seriola aureovittata
Lineage: Eukaryota; Metazoa; Chordata; Actinopteri; Carangiformes; Carangidae
Gene: p2ry4
Product: pyrimidinergic receptor P2Y4
Exons: 2
Coding region: 292-1386 (364 amino acids)
Biological process (GO): G protein-coupled receptor signaling pathway
Cellular component (GO): plasma membrane
Molecular function (GO): G protein-coupled UTP receptor activity
Source: RefSeq, a predicted model, not a curated record
CUCUCCAUGUAUCGGGCGUUUGCAGCGCAGCCAUGGACUCCAACGCGGCGUCCACUGAAAAAUUGCGUAUCUAACGCUCCCCAGCUGCGCUGCAGAGGGGACGAACAGGACGACGGAGUGAGAGAAACGACUAUCGACCUCCGCUGAAAAGUGAAACCGGUCCGUUUACACGACUUCUCUCUGUAGUACCGGAAUCAAGGAGCAGUCCGACAACCAGCUCUGUGUUACGGGUCUCAUUGUGGGUUUGGUCUCUGCUGGUUUGGUAGUGCUACACUGAGAAGUCACAUCAUUAUGGAAUCGGUCAUCAGCAGCCCUGACACGCACAACCUGCCAACUGUCUUCAUCUCAGUCUUCAACUCCAGCUGUCGCUUCGAUGAGGAGUUCAAAUACAUCCUGCUACCUGUGUCCUACAGUCUGGUGUUUGUGUUUGGCUUCAUGCUCAACGCUACGGCUUUAUGGAUGUUCCAAAAGAUGCGUCCGUGGAACCCCAGCACAGUGUACAUGUUCCACCUCGCCCUGUCUGACUUCCUGUACGUCCUCUCCCUGCCCACCCUCAUUUACUACUACGCCAACCGCAGUCACUGGCCCUUUGGAGUGGCCGCCUGCAAAAUAGUGCGCUUUCUCUUUUAUGCCAACCUCUACUGCAGCAUCCUCUUCCUCACUUGCAUCAGCGUGCACCGUUAUCUGGGCAUCUGCCACCCCAUCAAGGCGCUGACUCUGGUGAAGUCUCGUCAUGCCCAUCUGGUGUGUGGCAUGGUGUGGGGUGUGGUGACCGUGUGCUUGGUGCCCAACCUCAUUUUUGUCACCACCUCCAGAAGGGACAAUGACACCCUGUGCCAUGACACAACCAGCCAGCAGGCCUUUGAGGAGUAUGUGGACUACAGCUCUGUAGUCAUGGUGCUCCUAUUUGGCAUCCCGUUCAUGGUCAUCGUGGUGUGUUACUGCCUGAUGGCGCGGACCCUGUGCCGGCCCAGACAGGGAUUAUCUGCCAGCCGGCAGAGCAGUGCCUCACGUCAGAAGUCCAUCAAGCUCAUCAUCGUGGUUCUGGUGGUGUUUGCUGUGAGCUUUGUCCCAUUUCACAUCACGCGGACCCUCUACUACACCUCCCGUGUGUUAAAUCUCAACUGUGAAUUCCUUAACAUUGUCAACUUUACUUACAAGAUCACCAGGCCGCUGGCGAGUGUCAACAGCUGCAUUGACCCAGUUCUAUAUUUCCUGGCUGGGGAUCACUACCGCUCCAAAAUGUUGUCAGUUCUGACAGGAAAAAAACAGACGACAAGCAGCCAAAUACAUGAACAGGCACAAACGCAGCGGAACAAUAACCAUGGAAUUGCUCUGGUCUAUAAGAACUCAGCCCUUAAAGACAGUGGAGAGGUUGAUAGAUAGCAGAAAAUUUCUGCUCAAGGCUAAACUAACAUGUAUAAUGCCAUGUUCAGAAGCGCCUGUUUGUUUUUCUCUUUUUGCACUGAGAGCUUUGGAAGAGAGUUAGCUCACAGUAAAUUUUACUGACAGUAUAUACUUCCAACCUUCUGUUUUUAACAGGCAUAACGAACAUAUUUCAGUUCUGCUCGGCUUCUGUUAUGGUUGUAAGAUGAAGUUCAAGUGGGCUUCUACGAAAGAGUCUGUACCUUUUCCACAAAGGGAUUAUAACACAAAACCCAGUAUACAAUAGACAGUAUUCACAUGGUUGUACAGUGUUCCUCUUUAAGGGAAAUGGUGUCCAUGCAGAAGAAGAGUUGAGUUUCAGUUUGAGGGGAAUAGUAAGUGAAACACGUGAGCGCUGUGACCCAGGUGGUCAAAGGUUCCUUAAAAUAAAUAACAGAUGAUUCAGGCAAUGAAUCAUUGUCAUCUUGAGUAAGGAGAACUAAGUUUGAUUGGACACAAAAUUAUCUAAACAUUAAGAUUCGUAGCAGACAGAGAUGACAGAUAGUCUGGCCAUUGUGUCAGUAUUGAGACAGUUAUGAGGCAAUCCUUCCUGUUUUAUCAACAGUGUCUGCGAGUUACCCAGAAACUGCAGCUACACCCCCUGUUUCCCAGCUGUUUUUGUCCUUCAACCCCAACAGCUGCCUUUUGCUCGACUUUGACGUAAAACAGAGGGGCUGAUCUGGAUAAGACAUAGAUUUUUCAACCCACCCACGCCUCAUUAGAGGAAUAAGGGAUUUUCCUUUUCCCCCCUUUACCUCUGGGAUUGAUACAUGAAAUUGAAAGGCCUUUUUCUAUCAGUAAUCUUAAGUUGAGCUGCUUGAUAGUUUUGCAGGAUGUGAAAGCGAGUGAAAGAGUGUUGCCACAUGAGUUACUUGUUGUAUGUCAUGUAUCAUGAACUGUAUGACACAUAUUAUUACCUGAUGAUGCAGUGAAUCUAACCUGUGUGGUCAGAGAUAUCAUCAAAGUCUAACAUCUUAGUCAACUAACCAUCAUUAAAAGAGCGAUGUAAGUUUAGGCGUAUGGCUCCUCAAGUCUUUAGCCAAACUGAAAUAACUGCACCUGCCGGGACCUUUAUAGAUACACUACAAGUGAUGUUUGUGAAAUGAACGCAGACUGUCUGAGUCAAGCAAGGAAGUCCUGGGGCAGCUGUAAAUACUGUAAAGAUGAGGAAACUGUUUAUGUGAACAAGAAAAAUAUAAACCACUUUUUUUCUUUUUUUCUCACACAGUAAUUUCCCAAAAAAUAACUUCAAAGUUAAAAUACUUAUUGCAUUUCUUCCACACUGUGGAAGAAAUGCAAUAAUAUCUUCUGUGUCUUAUUUACAUUCUGUCUCAGCUUCAUUUCAACUACUCAAACCUAAAACCCUGUAUUUUCAUGGCUGAACUAUUAUAUCUGAAUAAAUUUGAUGUGGUGAGCAUCCCUUUAGACACUG